GACGAGCCUCAUCCAUUCAUCAACUUUGCCUUUCGCGUACUUCACACAGAAGGAUUACAUACUUCUCAAGUAGUCUAUCUCAUCUGACACUAGGAGGCUCUUAUUGAAUCCUCGGUCAUUGAGGUUCUUUUUACACCAUUGUUUCUCCGUAUCUUCAGCUGGCGUCGUGUCCUUAAUUCAUCCCCGUGACAGCACCUAGCUCGCCAAACAUCAUUCGCCUUCAACUCCACAGCAUGCGGGAGUGAGGCUUCAGGCCCCCACGUCGAGGAGGAUUCUUUCUCUUUUAAACCCCCAAAGAGUUCGGAAUGUCAACUGGGCCUCAGGGUACUGGCACCGGCAGCAAUGCCGGUGCCGGGGGAGCUGCUGGUGGCAAUGGAACUGGACCUGGCACUGGAACUGGAAUGGGAGCCGGGCCUGGAACUGGAACUGGAACCGGAACUGCAUCAGGCGCUCCCCAGCACGCUAGCCACCCGCAGCAGGCAGUGACCCCAGGGACAGGUGGCGGAGGCGCGACAACGUCUUCUACCACAACCACAAUGACAAGUCAGGAUCUUAACCAAAUUGUAACCGAUUAUCUCCUCAAAAGGGGAUUCACGAAAACCGAGCAUGUGUUUCGGCAAGAAUCAAGCCACCUUGGGCCCGAUGGGCGGCCUAUUCAAAAUAGGGUCGAGGACAUGGGCCCCCUGAAGUACAAGAAGGCCUUCGGCACUCUUAAGGAAUGGGUUGAAAAUAAUCUGGACCUCUACAAGUUUGAGCUUAACAAGUUGCUCUGGCCGGUUUUCGUCUACUCCUGGAUGGAACUGAUCAAUCAGAACUACGCCGGCGAGGCCAAGAACCUUCUCAACUUUGUAAGGCCGGUCUUUGAGAGCACGCAUGGCGAUGACUUGAAGACCUUUGCUACGAUAAGCCUCCCCCAACAGCUCAAGGAGAAUGCAGCUACCAAGCUUUACCAGGCGAACAAGUAUCGGAUUCCUCUGAACCAGCAUGUCACUGGCAAUGUAUUCCACUUUCUGGAACGCGAGAGAGAUAAUGGGGGAGCCGUUGUUACGUACAUUUUGCAGACCUUUUGCCAGAUCGAUUCGACGGCCAGGGGACCGAUCGAACCGUUCAGUUUCGAGGCCAUCUACCGCCGUAUCCAGAAUGCGUCCCUUGAAGAUAUCGAUCUCCACGAAGGUAUCCCGGGCGUUUCUGUCGGCGUCUCGAACAGGGACAUGCUCGACAAGAACGUUCCCCUACGGCUAGGAGCGCUGCCCAUGGACGAAGAGCUUCGGGAGGACGUGAGGGCUGAGCUGGCCGAAGAAGAUCAACGCAACCCGCCUCCGGAGGGAAAGCCCUCGCUCGUCGACGAGUUUGAUCAGAAGAUCAAGCGUGAGGAAAGCGCGGACGCUCCCAGCCGGGCCGAUCUUCCGCUCCCUCCGUCACGAUCUAGGGAUGUCGUGAUGGAGAUGCAGAAGGUCCGAGAAAACCGCGACCGGUUCAGAAUCGAGAGUCGGUCGCUCGGUGCCGGCGUACCCGUCAGCGCAUGCAUGUUCACAUUCCACAACACUCUCGGGAGCGUGUCAUGUAUGGAUUUUUCCAAGGAUCACGAGUUGGUCGCGGUCGGCACCAUGGACUCGUAUAUCCGAAUUUGGUCUCUGGAUGGCAAGCCUCUGAAGUCGAAAGUGCCUCACGAGAAGGACGCAAAAGUGAACAACCGCAAGCUCAUUGGCCACUCCGGUCCUGUGUACAGUGUGGCCUUUUCUGAUGCCAUUGCCAGUGCGGAGGGAAGAGAAGCGACGGCGACAGACGGAGGGAAGGGAACCGGCUACGUAGAGACGGGGUCAAAGCUUCUGUUGUCUUCCUCGGCCGAUGGACAUAUUCGCCUGUGGUCGCUGGAGCUCUGGUCUUGCCUCUGCAUCUACAAAGGACACGAUGGUCCUGUGUUCAGGGUACUUUGGGGACCCCAUGGCCACUACUUCCUGAGCGCAGGGUGGGACAAGACGGCACGCGUGUGGAUGCAGGACCACGCAUCGGCGCAGCGGCUGCUUGUUGGGCACGACACGAGUCUCUCGGUCAUCGCGUGGCACCCCAACGGCACUUACGUGUUUACGGCAUCGGACGAGACAGAUAAGUCGAUACGUAUGUGGUCGGUCAUCACCGGCUCGUGCGUGCGGGUAUUUACGGGGCAUACGGAGUACGUGUCGUCUAUGGUAUGCGCGCCCAAUGGCAAGAUCCUGGCCAGCGGGGACACUGGCGGCAACAUCAUCUUCUGGGACUUGGAGAAGGGUGUCCGGCUCAAGCGAUCUCGCGGGCAUGCCAAGGGGGGCAUCUGGUCCAUGGACUUCAGUGUAGAGUCGAACGUGCUCAUCUCAGGCGGACAAGAUGGAACGGUGCGGUUGUGGGAUGUGGAGCUUCCCGCCGAAGGCCACAAGGCUGCUCAGCUGCAGCAUCAACAGCACCUGCAACUGCAACAGCAACAGGCCCCUCAGCAACAACAGCAAGGCAGCGGCACAGGACCUACGCAAGAAGGAGCCGAUGGCCCCAAGGCUGCCGGUACUGGUGCCGGCACCGGCGCUGGCGCUGGUAGUGGCAGUGCGACUGACCGAAUGAACACGGGUGCGGGUGCUCAGGGGGCGACGACGGGAGGUUCGGGGACCACGGGAGGGGGCGGUAAGAAGAAAGGCAAGGAAGUGAUGAUCACGCCUGACCAGAUCAGCGCGUUCCCGACGAAGAAGACGCCGGUGAUGUCGGUGCAGUUUACAAGGAUGAACUUGGUCGUGGCAGGCGGGUGUUAUGACCCAGAACGCUAGAGACGGGAAGUCGAUAGCUUCUCUUCUCCACGAGAGAUGCCGAGUCGGAAAAUCGAUGACUUCUCUUCCCCAGAAGAGACGUAGACUUUUGAGAGUCGGUGACGUGAGGCGCCUGCCGAACAUGGUUAUUUGCGAUGGCGUUGGGGAAUAUGGAAUAUUGAGACUGGACCUGAUGGGAUGGUGGAUGCCGACAUACGGCUCCUGUUCCCGCUUGACGAACCUCAAGACGGCGCAGCCCAGCCACGGGAGGUUGGGCUGGGUAGCCAAGAGUCUUUUGCAUCAGUUGGUUCGGAUGCUCAUUACGGGUAGUAGGGUCAAUGGUGUCAGCUGACACGUUGUUGAUACCACUGGCAUUAAUCGCAAUUAGCUAUUGCUAGGUAUUGAAUAUGAAGCCGUCGACCGGUGAGUAUAUUACGGGAGCCCAACGAUUAAAACCAG
Molecule: messenger RNA, 3227 nt
Organism: Sodiomyces alkalinus F11
Lineage: Eukaryota; Fungi; Ascomycota; Sordariomycetes; Glomerellales; Plectosphaerellaceae
Product: transcription initiation factor TFIID subunit 5
Exons: 4
Coding region: 306-2789 (827 amino acids)
Biological process (GO): transcription initiation at RNA polymerase II promoter
Cellular component (GO): transcription factor TFIID complex
Molecular function (GO): protein binding; RNA polymerase II general transcription initiation factor activity
Source: RefSeq, a predicted model, not a curated record